This is a messenger RNA of Exophiala aquamarina CBS 119918, 468 nucleotides long. RefSeq lists its product as uncharacterized. The transcript is spliced from 2 exons. The record is from RefSeq and is a predicted model, not a curated record. Lineage: Eukaryota; Fungi; Ascomycota; Eurotiomycetes; Chaetothyriales; Herpotrichiellaceae. Bases 1 to 468 code for a protein of 155 amino acids.
AUGUUCAAUCUCCGUUUCUCAGAAGACCAGGAACAACGAUGCCUGAUAGCGUUUGAUAUUCCAGCUUCUCAAGGCUGGUUCUCGUUUCGACGAGAUUCCACAGUUUACCCACUUAAUCAAAGAGCUCAAGCCUCUGAAACUGGCAUAUAUACAUAUCGUGCAGUCAGCCCCCAAGGUAACGAAGCUCCUGAACCGAAGGAGAGAGUCGAUUUUGCCGUAGAUGCGUGGGAUGUUUUCGAAGCUGCAGACAAGGAGUAUCGGGACGGGGGUGUUGUGAUUGCAUUCGGAAAGCGUUUCAUUUCUACUCUGGAUCUCGUCUUCAUGCUCAGACAUGCAGUAGAGCUGAAUUCUUAUGACCGAAGCACCUUCUACACACCAAAGGUCGGAAUUGGAUAUAUUGAUCGGCCAUUCAGCAAGGAGUUCGAGCGGUUUAGUAAAGCCUCGAAGCUGGCAGAGAUGCAUCAAUAA